UUCACCCAGUUCCCCAGGUACGACAACAUGGCGGAGCUGUUUGCGGUGGUGAAGACGCUGCAGGCUCUGGAGAAGGCGUACAUCAAAGACUGCGUCACCCCCAACGAGUACACGGCGGCGUGCUCGCGGCUCCUGGUGCAGUUCAAGGCGGCGCUGAAGCAGGUGCAGGGCGGCGACAUCGGCACCAUCGACGACUUCUGCCGCAAAUUCCGGCUGGAUUGUCUGGCCAUGGAGCGGAUCCGCGAGGAUCGACCCAUCACCAUCAAGGACGACAAAGGGAACCUGAACCGAUGCAUCGCCGACAUCGUCUCCCUUUUCAUCACGGUCAUGGACAAACUGCGCCUGGAGAUCCGCGCCAUGGACGAGAUUCAGCCGGACCUGCGGGAGCUGAUGGAGACGAUGACCCGAUGAGCUCCCUGCCCCCCACUUCGAGGACGCCACAAAGUCAAUCAGUGGCUGCAGACGCUGAGCGCGAUGUCGGCGUCGGACGAGCUGGACGAUUCCCAGGUGCGCCAGAUGCUCUUCGACCUCGAGUCCGCCUACAACGCCUUCAACCGCUUCCUGCACUCCUGAGAGCGCCAAAAUCCGGCAAAAAACUGCAAAAACCAGUAAAAACCAGUAAAAACCAGUAAAAACCGGUUCAGACUGGAGCCAGCAGAAAUUUGGGAUAAUAAAUGGGAGGAGAAAAAUCCCAAAAACCCGUGAAAAAUUCCUUUAUUUUCUUGUAGGUAUUGGAUCAAACUGGGGGCCAUUCCCAGUCCAAACCAGUCCAAACCAGUUUAAACCAACUCAGACCAGUUCAAACUGGAGCCAGCAGAAGUUUGGAAUAAUAAAUGGGAGGAGAAAAAUCUCAAAAA
Molecule: messenger RNA, 857 nt
Organism: Melospiza melodia melodia
Lineage: Eukaryota; Metazoa; Chordata; Aves; Passeriformes; Passerellidae
Gene: VPS28
Product: VPS28 subunit of ESCRT-I
Biological process (GO): protein transport to vacuole involved in ubiquitin-dependent protein catabolic process via the multivesicular body sorting pathway
Cellular component (GO): ESCRT I complex
Molecular function (GO): protein-containing complex binding
Source: RefSeq, a predicted model, not a curated record